Messenger RNA from Carya illinoinensis, 772 nucleotides. RefSeq names its product protein LURP-one-related 6. The transcript has 3 exons. Lineage: Eukaryota; Viridiplantae; Streptophyta; Magnoliopsida; Fagales; Juglandaceae. The record is from RefSeq and is a predicted model, not a curated record. Bases 1 to 609 code for a protein of 202 amino acids.
AUGAUUCCAAUCAUUAGCAAGACGUACUGCUCCUCUUCCCAGGUUGUCCUUGUUGUUAGGAAGAGGCCGCAUGUAAUAAGUGGUGGAGGUUUUGUGGUGACAGAUUAUAGUCAGAAGGUGAUUUUCAGGGUUGAUGGCUGUGGAAUUAUUGGCAGAAAAGAGGAGCUGAUGCUCAGAGAUAGUGGUGGAGAUGCUUUGUUGCUCAUCCGCCGAAAGCAGGGGGCAACGGUUGAGGUUUUGAGCCUUUAUAAGAAUUGGAAGGGUUACACUUCUGACUACGAAGGAUCUCAAAAGUUGGUUUUCAGCUUAAAAGAACCCAACUCAUUUUUGGUAAAGAACAAUGUAAUGAGGAUCUCCACAGAACCCAGGGUAAGCAAGAAAGACUGGGACUUUGAGAUCAGAGGCUAUUUCCCUGAUAGAGAUUGUAGCAUCGUCGACACCAAAGGCAACAUAGUAGCGCAGAUGGCCAGAGCCAAGAAGGAGGUGCCGGAGUUUAUGACAAGCAAUGAUCUGUACCAUGUGGUGGUGCAACCCGGCAUUGAUCAAGCUUUUGUGUUUGGUGUGAUUGCUAUUCUCGACUAUAUAUACGGUGAAUCUACGAGGUGCUGAUUGUUUUAGAAAUUUUAGAGAGAAGAUGUGUACAUAUAUAUAUAUAUAUAUAUAGAAAUUGUAAAAGAUAAGAUAUAUUAGUUCUAUUUGCAGUGAGCAAAUAUUAUGGCAAGUAUUUGUAUUUUCGUCACAUUCAUGCAAUUAAUGUCAAAUGUUUCGCACC